GUUUUCACCCAGGUCUCGAUUCUUGGAGCUCAGCUGUGUCUUGUCCGCGUGGAGGCGUGAGCUGGUGCGGAGAGGGACGCUUGAGGCCGGAGGGAGCCAGGAGGGUCGGAGGGGAGCGGGGAGCGAGCGAGCACGGCCGUGGUCCUCAGCCGCCGCGAUGUCAGCGCAGUGCUGUGCGGGCCAGUUGGCUUGCUGCUGUGGGUCUGCUGGCUGCUCCCUGUGCUGCGGCUGCUGCCCCAAGAUCCGACAGUCCCGGAGCACUCGCUUCAUGUACGCAUUCUACUUCAUUCUCGUGUCCAUCCUCUGCUGCAUCAUGAUGUCACAAACCGUGGCUAAUGCGAUGAAAGAGCACAUUCCUUUUUACGAAGACAUUUGUAAAGGUAUUAAAGCUGGUGACACCUGUGAGAAGCUGGUGGGGUAUUCUGCGGUAUAUAGAGUCUGCUUUGGAAUGGCCUGCUUUUUCUUUAUCUUCUGCCUCCUGACGUUCAAUAUCAACAACAGCAAAAGUUGCAGGGCCUAUAUUCACAAUGGCUUUUGGUUCUUCAAGCUUCUGCUGUUGGGGGCCAUGUGCUCAGGAGCUUUCUUUAUUCCGGAUCAGGAGACCUUUCUGAAUGCCUGGCGCUAUGUGGGAGCCGUUGGAGGCUGCAUCUUUAUAGGCAUCCAGCUCUUCCUGCUUGUGGAUUUUGCACAUAAAUGGAAUAAGAACUGGACUGCGGGCACUGUUCACAACAAGCUGUGGUACGCCUCUCUGGCCCUGGUGACACUCAUCAUGUACUCCAUUGCUACUGGAGGCUUGAUUUUGAUGGCAGUGUUUUAUACAAAGAAAGAUGAUUGCACGGAAAACAAAAUUCUCCUGGGGGUAAAUGGAGGCCUGUGUCUGCUUAUUUCACUGGUAGCCAUCUCGCCCUGUGUCCAAGAUCGACAGCCACAUUCCGGGUUACUGCAGUCAGGUCUCAUAAGCUGCUAUGUCACGUAUCUCACUUUCUCAGCGCUGUCCAGCAAACCUGUAGAAGUAGUUCUAGGUAAUGAUGGGAAGAACGUUACGAUCUGUGUGCCUGACUUCGGUCAGGACCUGUACCGAGAUGAAAACUUGGUUACUGGACUGGGUACCACUCUCUUGUUUGCGUGCAUCUUAUAUUCAUGUUUGACAUCGACAACAAGAUCGAGUUCUGAUGCCCUGCAGGGGCGGUAUGCAGCUCCUGAACUGGAGGUAGCUCGGUGUUGCUUUUGCUUCAGUCCCUAUGGAGAGGACAGUGAAGAGCAGAAGAAUAUGAAAGAGGGGCCAGGGGUUAUUUAUGACGAGAAGAGAAGCACCGUCUAUAGCUAUUCCUAUUUCCACUUCGUGUUCUUGUUGGCGUCCCUUUAUGUGAUGAUGACCGUCACCAACUGGUUCAACUAUGAAAGUGCCUACAUUGAAACCUUCUUCAGUGGGAGCUGGUCCAUCUUCUGGGUGAAGAUGGCCUCCUGCUGGAUGUGUGUGCUGUUGUACCUGUGCACGCUGGUUGCGCCCCUCUGCUGUCCCACUCGGCAGUUCUAUGUGUGAGGAUCUGAGCAGUCCCCUUGGUUCUGCAGGCUGGAAAUGACGUCCUUUGAACAAGUCUCCCAAGACACUGAGCAGUGACUGGCGCUUUGCGAAAAGCUGGCAUCCCCUGGCCGGCUUGAGUGUCUGAAAAGGCUUUUAGGAAAAAAAAAAAAAAAAUGACCUGAUGAUCUUUUUAAUUCUGAAAUUCAAACAUACCACAUUAUUCCAGAGGAACUGAAAUUUUCAGCCAAGCUGAUCAUGAGUGAUAAUACAUUUUGUAUGUGUCUUACCCCUAAAAACUGGGAUAGUAGUUAGGUUAGUGUUUUCCUUCUGCGUGUUUUGACCAAAACAGUUUGGGGCACAACAUCUUCUCACAGGGAUAAAAAUUUACCUUGUAUGGCCUAUCAUUUUUAUGCUUGGAGUAGAAAACAUGCCAACAUUUUGAGCCUUCAGCCUCUGACAGAAUGCAGACCCCUCUCCCACGCCUUGGCCUGCAGGACCUGCUCACAGGCCCCUGGUAUUUAUAGGGUACAAGAGGAAGCACCUGUUUUUAACCCCACCCUUGUGCAGCUUCCUCCUGGCCCCCAGCCAUUUCCCUUGAAGCUGUGAUGCCGGGAAUCACAGAGAGCACUCUUUGCCAUUAUCCUCCCCAGGGUUCCCCUCGUCCUUCCCUAGGUUCAGCAUCUUUGUUAUUAAUGUGAAAAAGCACAAUUUGCCAUCACCACCUGUGUGAUUCCCCACCGUAUUAUCCCUACCUGAUCAGAGUCACUGCAAUAAUGAUGACUCUGACUUGUGGUGUUAUGCACGUGAUUACAGAGCAGUAUUCGUGUUGUUUUGUCUAAAUGAUGGAGGACUAUAGUGUUCACUUGUUUGUCCUAUUAAUAGUGAUAAUACUUUAGGACCUGAAAAGCUUCUUCUUGACUGAAGCCUGAUGCACCACUGUUUCAGUUGUUAAGGUCACCCCCUUCUCUUCCACCUUGAGGCCUUGAAAUGGUAAAAGCAAAACAGAUCGGUCCCACAGCCACACUUUGAUGUCCAUUACGGGUGUUUUGGGGUACAUUUGCGGAGGUGAGGAUCACAGGUAGGACCUCAUACAGGGCUGACCAGGUAAGGCCUAUUCCACAACUGGUAGAAGUGACUGAAUACACUUAGGAGAAAAGGUAGGCGAUGGAGGUAUUUAAUGAAGCCAUAAAUAACAUCCACAGAAACUUCCAAAAUAUGUACUUGUAAAGUCAUACUCCUCAGAGAUGGGACAUCGGGCAGUUGCCCAAGAAGAUGUCCAUUUUCAGUGUUGAUGUUCUCAGUCAGGGGCGAGUUUGUGGAAAGUCCAUUAGAGACCCCAGUGGAGACACAGCGGGGACACUCCUGUUAAUAUUUCAUGCAGGAUGGAAAGAACCUUUUCAAAUUCCCUGGCAGAGAGGGUCUGAGAAUGGAAAGACUGGCCUGUGCCCUACUGUGUGGGUUGGACAGAACUGGGUUCCACCUAAGUGAGGCUCCAGCGUGCCACAAUGCUGGUGUGGGAAAUGAGUCAAAUUCUUCAUUUCUACUCCUUUGCUCUCCUUCCAAGAAAAGGGGCGGGAGAAGGGAUAAAUACAGUGGAUGAAUUCCUCUAGGAACUUGCCUUAUUUAACAAUGUCUGAGAUUCGAUUUUAAAAGGCACUCAUUGUGUGUGUACGUGAGAGCCUCAUUUUGUGUACUUGAUCACAUUUCUCUUUUUAGGCAAGGAGUUUUUUGGGCUCAGGAGUUGAAAAUGAUACGGAGUCACAACAUGAAUAGCCACCACGUGCAGCCCCCAUUAAGCCAGUGGGAGUGGAGCUCUGUGGGUCGGGGACCGGUUGAGGGAUUGUGAUUGUAUGUGUAGAAGCAGCUCCUUGGCAGAAGCCACUACAGUGUCUGGUGCAGUGACACGGGGUUUCGAGUAAGAUUGGUUUUAGGAAAGAUCAUGAGAAAAGACAGAUCAACAACGGGAUAUAUCAGCAACUAGUUUUAUGUUUUCUUCCUGCUUGCUGGGUCUGGCAGCCAGCUGUGUGACUUUAGAGCUGGUCCUCACAGGUCAAGGUCAAGCUGACAAGGCUUUGCAUUCCUUGGCUGGCCUUUAUUGGCUCCCUUCCCCUGCAGAAAGAAGCUCAGGGAAACACAAAAGAAGGGACGUUGCCAGUGGCAGGGCCCUCAGAGUUUCCUUCCUUAGCCUGCCCAGCCAGCCCAUGUUUUCCAGCUGCUUAAGAUUUGGUUUGUGGCCUGAAGUUCCUUUCUAAAGUUUGGUCUGACACAAGAGGAGUAGUUAUACUCUCCUGGUUUUUUAUUCUCAACUGAGAAUUUGAGCAAAUUCAUCUGAAUGAUUGAAAGAAAUGUGGAUAUACCCUGAGGACUGUGGGCAUAUAAAUAAGAAGUUGACUAUAAUUAACUGUGAUAAACAAUACUCAGGUGAUGAGUCAACAUUUGUAGGUUUAAAGAACCUACAUAAUUGUGCUAUUGUGAUACUAGAAACUGGAAAAACUGUGCCCGUUGCUUUGAGUUGCUAUAAUGAUUGUACUCAUUUGAUAAAUUCGUUUUUCAAUAAUAGACUUGCUUCCUACAACUUUUUGUACAUGAUUUUACAAGUGCAUUUCCAGAAGCUGCAGGUCAGACUCCUUUAGCAAUACAAGCUGAAGAAGCUUUUAAAACUCGAUAUAUGUAUAUUUCUUCUGUUCAUCCAACCUGGUAAUGUUUUCCCCCUUUCAUUUCCAUCAGUAAAAAAAACACUAAGUGGGGGAAGGGAUUCUUCCAGGAGUGUUGUUGCAUACCUAGACGUGUCACCUGACUGAAGACCAGAGACUUUCUAUCAAAACCUUUCCAGGCACCCUACUUUUGUCCUAACUGGGUCUUACUUUUGUAAAACCUAACUGGUUUUGCUUUUGUCUUCACAUUUUCUUGGGAAAUGGCUUGAAAGAAUUGUUCCCCAGAAGUAUUUGGAGCUCUUGUAGUAUAAAGGACUAUUCUCAUGUGGGCUGUGGGAGAGUGGGGUUACUAGAGAUUUGGGGUUCUGGUGCCCUUCAGGAAUAGCCAGCAGGGGGUUCCCACACCACACUUAUUUCCAGUUCCUCAGAGGUUUCUUCGUUAUGGAUGACUUCUAUGUCGUGCUAACCCUCCACCCCCUCAUUUGUCACCCUCUGCCUUUGUAAAAUUAUGUAUUAAUUUUGGCUAGAAGUUUACUGCCAUUGGUGCUUCAUGUUACCUGCAAAAAGGGAAUUCAAGAGCCUGUAUUUAAGCUGCCUGGGCUUUUUUUUCCCUUGACUGCCUUUCUGAAUAGCAUCUCAUUUUGGUGUGUAUUCGUGUCCUACCCCUCUUAGAAAUGAAAGAGGGUCUAUUCUGUAACUAAGAAGGGUGUGACCUUGGGCUAAGAUCCUGCGUGUCCAGAGAGAACACUGGGCCCUCCUUAAUUAAGAACAGUACAGGAGCCACUUGGUUCAUGGACUUCUCGGUAGGACGUUCUUAAUUUGCUGAUAGCAGUGACUACCUAUGGCUUUGUUCUUAAGGCCACCAUGUUUCGUGCCAUCUUGAAUAUAUUCAUAAAGCCUCAGACAUUUUAAUCUAAUGUUGCAUUUCAGGCAAAAAUGGGCUCUCUAGUUUUAGACUUAUUUCACAGGACAGGAGAACUGUUUACACAGAUCUUUUGAACUAAUGCUAGCCAUUCUAAAGAUCUUUUUUUUUCCUUAUUAUAUCAUUUGCAGAGGUGUUCAUUUUGAAAGGGGGAAAUAUUUGGCUUUUACCAAAGAGGUGGGGUUUUUUUGUUGUUGUUUUAAAGCAAAAUCCUUUCAGCAAAAAUUUAAUUGGGGAAGGGUGGAUUAAGAGCACAUAUGUCCAAAUCCACUUCUGUAAGAGUUUAAUCAUAUUUAUGUGAUUAAAUGAUGGAAGAAUUCUUUAAGGUAAUCCUUUUGGGGUGAAGGAUCCUGGGAAAUUCUCUCAGGUAAAGAAAGCUGUAGCAGAUGUGUAAUAUAUGUCUUGAGAGCUAUUUAUAAGAAAUUUAAAAAGGAUUUUUUCCUUUAUUAAAAUUUUAAGGGUUUUUUUUUAUUUUGCAAAAAAAUUUACAAAAAUUUUAUAGUCAUAACUUUGUUAAUUUUUAAAACUUUUCUUAGACAAUUAGCUGUAGCCAAAUUAUGUGGUUAUGUUUUGCUAUAUUAGAAUUUGAAAAUGUAAUAUGUGUGGUAAAUCUACUGUUUGAAAUUUAUAAUGGUCUCAGAUUCGGUUAGAGUUUUGGUAACUUUUUAAAUAGUUUUUGUCCCUUUAGUCUCAAAGGCAACUAUGGGUUUGUAUUUGUUUUUUGAAUGCUAAUUUUUCUAUGAAGCGUCUUAGGUUAACUGGUCUUCUCCUAUGUAGAAAAUUCAACACUUGUUAACUCUGUAUUUAAUAAAUUUGAAA
Rhinolophus ferrumequinum (greater horseshoe bat) is the source of this 5920-nucleotide messenger RNA. RefSeq names its product serine incorporator 5 (gene SERINC5). Gene Ontology annotation, cellular component: membrane. Bases 158 to 1543 code for a protein of 461 amino acids. The transcript is spliced from 12 exons. NCBI's taxonomy places the organism in Eukaryota, Metazoa, Chordata, Mammalia, Chiroptera, Rhinolophidae. The record is from RefSeq and is a predicted model, not a curated record.